This is a messenger RNA of Hippocampus zosterae (dwarf seahorse), 1624 nucleotides long. RefSeq names its product TRAF family member-associated NFKB activator (gene tank). The transcript is spliced from 9 exons. Lineage: Eukaryota; Metazoa; Chordata; Actinopteri; Syngnathiformes; Syngnathidae. The coding region runs from base 300 to 1355 and encodes 351 amino acids. Gene Ontology annotation, biological process: canonical NF-kappaB signal transduction. The record is from RefSeq and is a predicted model, not a curated record.
GAAUGCAUCAUAUUUGUUUGUUUGAAAUUCUACAAAAACUAUUAAGGCGACGGAUGUCAUCCAUGGGCAUUUCCUCGCUGGAGUAGAUUGCAGGGACUUCGGACUAAAAACAAGGAUGCUGCUCAUAGGAUUCAAACAUGUGGAUUUAAAGCGCCUUUUUCGGUCUUCCCAGAGGUUAGCUGCAUGAUGCUGCAAAUGGACACCACAACUCCCUGGAGACCAAUUCUUGUGAAAUGUUGUUGGCUUCUCUGCGAUACUGAUGCUUUUUGGCCGCCAGUGAUGAUUGCGGCGCACACGGCAUGGAGAGGAACAUUGGAGACCAGCUCAACAAAGCUUUCGAGGCUUAUCGCCAGGUUUCAAUUGAAAAGGACAAUGCCCAAAAGGAGCUGCAGCAAAUGACUGACUAUUAUCAGCAAUACACUCAAGAACUGCAAAGGCAGAUCGAAGACCAGCAGCAGCUGAUUGGCCAACUGAAAGCUCAGCUGUCUGCAACAAGGCAACCAUCAGGGGAGACCAAAUGCGAGUCGUGCAACCAUCUCGUGGACGGGGCCACCGCACAUGGGAAAACACAGCAUCAGGAGACUCUCGGCACCGUUGCCCCGCUAAAGACAAACUGUGUUGACUAUCAGGACAUGCUGGAUGCACUAGAAGCCAUUCAUGGAACUUUCCGGCAGAUUCGCUCUCUGUCCCGACGGCAAAAAGAUCACCUGAAGAGAUUCCGCGGUGGGAUGGAAACUGCAACUGAUCAGCAGUUCUCCAUGCCCAUCCAGUGCACGGACCGCGCGGCAGAACCCGAAGCGCCCUUCUUCCUGGCGUCAAGGUCGACGCCGCACAUCCCGCUGGCGCCCACCUUGCUGGCGUCGCGCGGCGCCAGCCCCGACGACAGGGACUUUAUAGACUCGCUCUCCAAGUUCAGCGUGAAAUUCCCGCCUCCCGUGGACAGCGAAUACGACUUCCUGAACAGCGCCCCGGAAAGGCACGUUGCGCUGACCGCGCCCGUGAAGCGGCCCCUCGGCGGCAUCCCCGCGGCGACCAACAACAAGGAGGGGGAGCGGGAGGAGGAGGAGGAAGAGGAGGAGGAGGAGGAGCCCUCGGAACUGUCCGUGCCUUUUGUCAUCCCGACGUUCGCCUCCCACACGACGUCCUCCUCGCUCUCCCAGGAGGACGUUCGGGGCCCCCAGCAGUCCCUGUGGAGCCCCGAGCUGUGCGAGGACGCCGACGUGGCGGCGGAGAUGGCGACGGCUCAGCGCAGCGUCCCGGAUAAAUGCGCCUUCUGCCACGCCGUGGUUCCUCAGGAGCAAAUGAACAGCCACCUCUACUCACAUUUCUCACCUUCGGAUGAAACGCAUCGCUGACUUUGCUCGCAAACCAGCCCAGAGACUUCAUGUAAGAGUGGCCCGAGCGCCGCCCGCCGCAAUGUACGUUCACUGUACGGGACACCGUAAUGAGACUUGAAUCCAUCUUAUUUAAUAUUGAAGAAUUGAAUGGUACAGCGCCCCCACCCCCCCACGCCCACUCCGCCCCAUAUAUUUGUUUUUUUUUUUCUAAUAGGCCUCCAGCUGAGAUUUAAUGAUGACGCAUAAUGAGGAAAUAAAGCCUGCGAUGAAUCUUUUAUUGUAAGGUG